Messenger RNA from Mycena citricolor, 2576 nucleotides. The record is from the annotation of a GenBank genome assembly. NCBI's taxonomy places the organism in Eukaryota, Fungi, Basidiomycota, Agaricomycetes, Agaricales, Mycenaceae.
GCUAAUUCCCCUCGUUCCUCUCUCUCAUUCUCAUGGCCAAUGUUCUCGAUUUCCAGCCUCGACCCGUAAACCAUGCACCCUCUCAGUUCGGUUUUGGCUUUGGCCUAGGAGGACCCGUUGUCGCCCCCUCAGCAUGGCCAUCCGCUAUCACUCCCGCCUCUCCCUUUCAUCAGCUCUCCUCUACCUCGUACAAUCAGCCUUCACCAUCCCGAGUGCAGAAGAGGCGUCAUGAAGAAGACGAGCCAGUCACUCGUGAUCACUCAAUGGACAGAAGCCCGACGCCCGAGCGUCCCAAACGUUCUGUUCCAAAGCGGGCCCGGGUGGCAGAUCCUGCGGCGAAAGACGACAAAGAUGCAAAAGAGAACCGAUCUCCGAACGAAUCUCGUAGGGAAGACGAUAUUGAUGUUGGUGUACUUUUGGCCAGCCUCCCCUCACAAUCGCUUCUACCGCUCCUCACCUCUCUCAUUGCCUCUGAACCGGCACUCAAGCCACGCAUUCUCUCGUUGAUACCAAGACCAACUUUGGAGACAGCGACACAAGUGCUUGCGACCUCGUCCCGGAAGCUCCGAGACGCCUAUCCUUAUUCAAUGAACGUCUCUCCAACGCAACCGCUGGUUUCGACAGGAUUCGGUUUCGGAAAUGCACGGUCGACUUUGAGCCCGUUCGGACGUUCGCCUCCUCCUCAAUCUCCAUCUUCCUCCGCAUUCCCAGCAAACAACGGGAUGCGGGACUCUUACGUUACAUCCAGAAUGCGACCGCAUAUUGAAGAUUUCGUGGCUGCCGCGAUGUCGUAUCUGCCCUACUUCUCAUGCGUGUCACAGACAACAGAGGCCGCGUCAUCUCAACCCACGUUACAAUCUAUUGUGAAAGAGCACGUGCAUCCAUCCGAAACCUACUCGUUUCUGUCAGCGCUGACAGAGCACCUGCUGUCGCAACCGCAACUCACACAAUCAUCUCUCCAACCUCUACUUCUACCUCGUCUCACCGACGAAUGGAAGGCUUGGAUAGACAAAUUGGACAUGACGGUUAAUCAGCAAGGAGGGAUGUUCGCGGGUGAUGUGGUCAGAACCUGGGAACGGGGCCUGGAUUCUUUCGCGCAAGCUGAAGGAGAUGGAGGCUCGAUGAUGCGAUCUGUGCGAGAUCUCUGGAUAGCGCGUGUCGGCUGGCUAGUUGGCCGACAAGCCAAUACAGUUUGGCGCACCUUCGAGUUGGACGGACCCAAGGUUCCCGACACCGCUCCCUCACAUGUAUGCAAGGAUGGGUCUCUCUACGUUUUCGUGCCGCUGCUCGGCCUUCCUUCCAGAGGCCCAAAGCGGUGCGCGUCAACGCCUCCAUCCUCUGCCUCCGUUCUAACGGAUGCCAGUCCCAAUUCUCAGCGUCGAAUGAACCGACAGGCGAAAUUUGGGGUGCACACGCUGGCACCGGUGGAAAUGGAACCCAGAUUAGCUCCGACCUUCUCCAAAACAGCGCCGUCUACUAUCGAGCGCGCCACUAGUCGAAACACACUGUACAAAAACCUGCUGGUUCUCUCCGCCUCACCUCACUCUGCGACAUUGCCGGCUCUGGUGGACUAUCACGAGCUGCAUCCCGGACUUCGAAGUACGAGGACAUACAACUUUCUCAUCGCGCUCGCCAUCCGACAGUCGGCCUUUGGCACCGUGCAAAUGCUGUUCAGUUACAUGGCCACCGACGGACUGAAGCCGAACGCCGAAACCGCCAAGCUCGAGACGCGGUGGUUCGUGCGGAGUGGGUUCUGGGACCAGGCUUUGGUCAGCGUGAAAAGUCGACACCCGGUUGAGAUUCCCUUGCCCCUGUGGCUUGAGCUUUUCCACGGGGUGAAAUCGGGUGUGCUACCGAGACGCCGACCAGUUUCCACCAUCAAAACCCCCGAAGGCCGGUUUCAGGAGCUGAUGCAGAAUCUGCCUACCUUCCAUUCGAACCAAGUUGGACAGUCUGCACGACAAGUGUCUAUCCUGGUGCGGACGAUGCUGUCGCUGAAGCUAUCGCACUCUGCGCUGACGCUCGCGACACAUUACCUGCACGGGCUGCCGCGACACGUCGACGCGCGGUGGGCGGAGCGGUGCACGGAUAUCAUUGAUGCGCUGGUUGCGUAUGAAGCGAAUAAGCGGGGGCUGCUUGAUUUCUAUGCUACACGGCGCAAGUUGGCAGUGCUGCUCGCCAUCCAUCCAGGGUUGCGCCCCUCUUCGAAAACCCUAUAUCUGCUCUUGGGCACUCUUCGGCAGGCGAAAAGAUGUGGCACCCUGUCUUGGCGCGUGUUGGUCAAGUUCAGGUCUCGAUGGGGCCCUCAGGUGGAAGAUCGACGCGUCCGGAGGCGGGUUGCGAGUCUUGCUCUCAUCGAGCGGCGGCUGGAUGUAUUCGAUACGAUUUUCGCAGCAGAGGCACAAUCUCGGGUGCAAGCCCAUGCGGCCUCUGCCCCGGGCCCAAAUCUGCGCAGGGCGCCGUUUCGAGAAAUAUUUCCGGGACAUGGAAUGGAGCAAAGGUUAUGGAGGAAGCUGGCGAUCCGGGCCCAGAAGAUUAGAUCACCCAUAUCAUCAGAGAUGCCGCGUGGACCAUAA